AUGCGCCCCAAGGCACGUGAGAGUUUAUUGUUUGAUAGAUUCCCAGACACUGAGAGAAUCGCGAACGAAAGAACUGGCGCGAUUUGUCACGUGACGCUCACCCUUUCACAAUUGAACUUUGAAAAUAAAAAGUUUGUCGGCGUGUAAAAACUUGUUUGGAUCAGUCUAGGUAAAAAAAAAACUUUUUUUCAACCAGGAUUGAACGGGAUAAGUUCUUCGAAGGUUAGUUUCGGCUAUCAUUUUUUGUUAAAAUAGUAUAUAAAAAUUACUGCAAAUUAAGUGGAUAAACGAACAAAACUUGAUGAAAAAAUAAAAUAAAAAGUAAAAUAGGAAAAAGAAAUAAUAUAAAAAAUAUGCCGUUUGUCUUGCGCUCCACUGUAACUGCCAAUUGCGGCACGGAAUCUCCGCGUCCCAAAUUCAUGUGGUCCGCUUCAUUUUUUAAUCCCUUUUUGUUUCAACUUUCUUUUAAGUAAUAUUACUUCCUAAUCAUGGCUAUAGUUUUGUCGAUAGUGAUGUGGAUGUUAUUAUGUUUGCGGGAAAGUAUCGUUGUGAAUAUUUUCGGCUCAUUCUCUCUAGCCACUUCAUUUGUGAUUAUUGUAAUGUUUAACCUUAAUUACCGCUUAAAAAAUCUGUAUCUAACCUAAUCCUGUGGGAAGUCAGUGGCAAAAGCUGGGUUAUUUCAAUUCAUCUUUAUGUCAAGUUUUUAUUUUUGAAGAGAGUGACGUAAUCGUGAUCGCUUAUUGCUCUUUUCGAUUAAAGAGGUUUGAUAUCGUCAUUUCUCUACAUCUUUUCUUUAGAUUGUUGUUUCAGAAAGGCGACUUCAAAUUCAAAGUAUUUCAGUUGCUCCAAAGAUUGUCAUAUCCGAAAAAAAAAGAAAGAUGUGAAUUUGAAGUUUCUAUAACUUAAUAACUUUAUCGAAAAAUCUGAUCUCAAACAAUAGUGGAAAAUAUAUUCCACUGGUUUUUGUGUGUGUGUGUUUUUCAAAUGCUUUUCACGCUUCCUGUCGAAUAAAAAGGCGUCUAAAUACAAUUUUUCUAAUAAAUAAUUUUCAAGUUUUUUAGUGUUCAUCACGUCCAACAUGGCGAGCAUUGCUUUUAGUCGGCUACAACGGGAGUGCAAAGAGGUUAAUUCGCAACUUUGAAUUCAAAAAUAACUUUUCGGUUCAGGUUGUGACAAAUUCUGAAAUCGCAGAGACGGGAAUAAUGAUUGAGAUAUUGAAUGAGAGGCUAACAGAUAUUAAGGUAAUAAUUUCAAAGCGUGAAUGGAUAUAAAAAAAAAUUUCAGGGACAAAUUAGAGGGCCUCCGGACACGCCCUACGAGGGCGGCCUUUUCGAUCUCGAUAUUCACAUUCCUGAAAACUAUCCAUUCACACCGCCAAAAGUGAGUUUUAGUUUCAUUUUUAUUUUUAUAGAUUGAUUUUGAAGAUAAAAUUCACGACGAAAAUAUGGCAUCCAAAUGUUAGUUCACAAACCGGCACCAUAUGUCUGGAUAUACUCAAAGAUCAAUGGUAGGUUUCUAUGAAGUCAAUUCUUCUCGGUUUGAAAGACGACAGGGGUAGACUGGAAAUAGUGAUGCGUUGUGUGUGCGCAGAAAAGUUUCUGUACUUACUUUUUCUCCAAUAUUGCUUUACAACCGACCCAUUUCGUCUUUCAAGUCUCGAAAAAUUGGCUUCAUGGUAAAAAGUUUCAAUAGAUUUUUGUUUGAAGGGCAGCCUCCCUGACACUGAGAACGGUUCUCCUCUCGAUUCAAGCUUUGAUGUGCACUCCUGAGCCGAAAGAUCCUCAAGACGCGGUCGUCGCUCGCCAGUACAUAGAUAGUCAUACGCUCUUCAAGGUAUGAGAAAAUUAUAUUUCUUAGGUUGCGUUUUUGUUCUUUAUUGAGAAUUUUUAUAAAGGCCUGAGUCAGAGGGAAGAAAACUUAGAACUUCAAAGCGUUCAAAAUAGUAAAAAAAUACAUAUUCUUUCCACCCGUUUCUAACGCUCGAGCGGCCCAAAGCCGAUGAGACAAUGUCCUAUCCUGAUAUCAGUGAUAAUUAGCGGACUGGCUUCGCUGACAUUUACGUGUGACGGCUGCGGAUUAUAAAGCCGUGGUUUUAUUUUCCACUAGCUACAUUUCUCAAACCCUUUGGUCGCGGCGGGGAUCGAACUUGACCCUUUUGACCCUAGAGAUGCAGAAAACCUGUUGCGUUAUAUGUAAUAGGAAUUUUGAAGUUUGAUUUUCGACUAGUGUGAAGAAGUUAUGUAAAAGCCGAAAAAGUCAAAUGUUGCUGAAUAAUUAUUAUCUUUCUUGCCAGUUUCAAAAUUUGAAAUAAAAAUAAACGAUAUUUCAAAUGAAAGCAUUAUUUUUCAACGUUUUUCGAGAAAUUUGCUGGCUGAAUAACUGAUUUUUGAAUUACCUAAAAUAAUUUCUUCUGAAGAGUUUUUAUGAAUUUCUUCUAUGCUCCUUUAAGUCAACAAUUUUUAGACUAACUGUACAAAAAAACUUCUGUGCGGUUUGUGGAAGCACAUCGAGGAGCCUUGAGAAGAUAUUUGAAAAAUUAGCUCAAAAGAGAUUUUACCAAUUUUUUUGCUUUGUGCGCUUUUUUUCCAUUUUUUUGAGUCCUUCCUUGUAUUCUUUUUUUCAGGAAAUGUUAAAAAGUAUUUGAAAGUUUGUGAUGAAUUUGAAUAUUUCGUGAAAAAAACGAAUUUGAACUGUCAAGUAUUCCAUUUUCGAUGAAAUAAAAAGUUAGUGCGAAUGUUCAUUUUUGGAAUGAAAGUGAAAAAUUGAAGUGACUUUCUACAUCUAAUGCUAUUCAAGCUUAUUUUUAAAUAGAAACACCAAAUUUCUGACUCUUUUAUUUUUGAUUCUUUUUAUUCGGUUCAGUUUCGUAGUCCAUAAUUUCUCGAUAUUUUACCGUUUCAAAAUAUGAAAAUUUUCAGUCGACGGCUGAGUACUGGACUGUCAAGUUCGCGAAAGGAAAGGGACCCGAAAACGCCGAUUACAAAAGCAAAGUCGACAAAAUCAGGGAUAUGGGAAUCCGCGAGGUUUUUUUCGCCUUUUAUGCCAUACUGAGUCAUUUUAUUUGCUCAGGAAGAAGCGAUCGCCGUUCUGAGCUGCAAUAACUGGGACCUUUCCAAGGCCACGGAAUACAUCUUCAACUAG
Molecule: messenger RNA, 3141 nt
Organism: Caenorhabditis auriculariae
Lineage: Eukaryota; Metazoa; Nematoda; Chromadorea; Rhabditida; Rhabditidae
Source: the annotation of a GenBank genome assembly